AGCGCAUGCGCUAGAUUUAUGUUGUUGUUUGUGGCGGUAAGAUGGCGGCGCUCGGAGACACCUCAGCUCCGGGGAUGAACGGGUUAAUACAGCAAUUCACAGCAAUAACAGGAGCCACAGAAAGUGUAGGAAAACAUAUGCUAGAAGCAUGCAACAAUAACCUUGAGAUGGCAGUGACCAUGUUUCUGGAUGGAGGUGGGAUAGCAGAAGAGCCCAGCACCAGCUCCAGUUCAACAGCAUCAAGCAGCAGAGCUCCUCCAUCAGAUGAAGUGCGAGCACCUAUUCCCCAGAAGCAGGAAAUAUUGGUUGAACCGGAACCCCUGUUUGGUGUGCCAAAGCGAAGAAGACCUGCUCGAUCAAUAUUUGACGGCUUCCGAGACUUCCAAACAGAGACAAUACGUCAAGAACAGGAGCUGCGUAAUGGUGGCACUGUGGACAAGAAACUUAGCACCCUGGCAGACCUUUUCCGUCCUCCCAUUGAGCUCAUGCACAAAGGCAGCUUUGAGACGGCAAAAGACUGUGGACAGCUAGAGAACAAAUGGCUGAUGAUCAACAUUCAAAAUGUUCAAGACUUUGCCUGCCAGUGCCUGAACAGGGAUGUGUGGAGUAACGAUGCAGUGAAGACCAUCAUCAGAGAACAUUUUAUAUUUUGGCAGGUAUACCAUGAUAGUGAAGAGGGACAAAGAUACAUCCAGUUCUAUAAGCUGAACAAGUUUCCCUACAUUUCGAUUCUCGACCCACGUACAGGUCAAAAAAUGGUGGAGUGGAACCAGCUUGAUGUGGCAUCGUUCCUGGAGCAGGCGACCGGCUUCCUUGCUGAACACGGGCAGUUAGAUGGACCAUCCAGCCAUGCACCCCCUGCAAAACGAGCUCGAUCUGAGAGUCUAAUUGAUGCCAGUGAAGACAGUCAGCUGGAGGCCGCCAUUCGAGCCUCCCUACAGGAGACCCACUACGAGUCUUCAAAUGUUCCAGAAGCUCCUGAUUCCCCCCGGUCAGAUGACGAAUCCGAGGCAGAGCCUUUCUCUGACAGUGAGGGUCCCAUCUCAGUUGACGGCUCAGACGGUGAAAUGCCAGAACCCCUGGAAGAGAAAAGUACAGCAAGUAAACACACCUUGGGCUCUACGUCGACCAUGGCCCAGCAGCGUCUUCAUCCCGACAGUUCUUCGUCUUGUCACAGAAAGUCUCCGUACAAAGAAAACAACCUGAGUCACAAGAAAGAGGAGAGCAAAAAGAACCACCUGGAGCCUCCAGCUGCCAGUACUCAUCAUUCUCAGCCUGAAGCAGAUUCUGGAGGAGACCACUGUACCACAGCAGCCAAAAGCGCUUCCAAGACCAGCACCACCACAACCUGUGAUGUCGACUGCCUGGAUGACAACGGUCCUAAGGCAAGGCUGAUGCUCCGUUACCCAGAUGGACAGAGAGAGCAAAUUUCCUUAUCUUCAAAAGCAAAACUUUUGGCAUUGGUGAGACACGUGCAGUCCAAGGGUUAUCCUAACGAACGCUUUGAACUUGUCACCAACUUUCCCAGAAGAAAACUGGCCCACUUGGACUAUGACAUCACACUGCAGGAGGCAGGGCUUUGUCCACAGGAGACUGUAUUUGUUCAGGAGAGGAACUAGCCUUCGACAACCUCACUUUUGCUUGUCUGUAUCUCUCUGGCAGAACUCACCCUUUCACCAAUGAUCUGGGACAAUAUUACUGGCCAUUAUCUGAAAUCCCUGUGUCCUCCUGGAAUUAGGCCCUGUUUCGGCCACAACAGCUGUGAGUGGAUGGACAACAUUCCCCACCAACUCGCUAGAAUACUGACGUCUCUACUGACAACUUAAUCUGCUUGUAGUGCGCUACAUUUGGCCAGUAAGAUGUUAUGGAUGUCAGCGCUGUUUUUAAAAAAAAAAAAAAAGAAGACAUAUUCUGUUUUGAUACAGGCCUUGUUUUGUUGUUUUUAUCAAGGCACAUCAGAACAGAAUAUACAUAGCACAUAUUCGUACAAAACCCCAAAUAGUGGAUUGGUAAAUGAUGAUGAGGCAUCAGGAACUUGUAAAACAAAAAAAGACUUUACCUCCCAGAAAAAGACAUUUACCGCCAGAGUUUGUUUUCUAGCUUUUGUCGUUUUCUGUACCUUAGGACAGGUAAUGGGAGAUGAAUUAUUGUUUAUUUUGACCCAAAUUUGGCCUCCCCAAUGCUCAAAAUUGUAAUGAUUGGGAGGGGAAGGGACCUAAGAGAAAACAUCCACAAAUGACAAGUUGAGUAAAUGUUUCAUGUAUCCUUCACAUGCUUGUGUAGAUCUGAAAGGACUGGUUUCAUCUGCACACUUUUACUCAAGUUUUUAUGGGUUGAUAAGAGGCUAGUAGAUUGUUAUUGGAUUUCAACUUUUGAUACAGCAAUGAAUGAAUGAAUGAAGGGUGGCACAUCUCAUCAGUCGGACCUACACUGUACAGAGAUGGCUUAGAGAGAGACUGAUAUUUAGCUGUAGUAAAUGUUUUUUUUUUUUUUUUUUAUAUGCUGCCAAGAAAAUAUGCUGAUGUUGAAAUAUAACCACCAAAAC
This is a messenger RNA of Sphaeramia orbicularis (orbiculate cardinalfish), 2545 nucleotides long. RefSeq names its product UBX domain protein 7 (gene ubxn7). The transcript is spliced from 11 exons. The record is from RefSeq and is a predicted model, not a curated record. Gene Ontology annotation, cellular component: nucleus. Bases 42 to 1619 code for a protein of 525 amino acids. Gene Ontology annotation, biological process: proteasome-mediated ubiquitin-dependent protein catabolic process. NCBI's taxonomy places the organism in Eukaryota, Metazoa, Chordata, Actinopteri, Kurtiformes, Apogonidae. Gene Ontology annotation, molecular function: ubiquitin binding.